This is a messenger RNA of Paralichthys olivaceus (Japanese flounder), 995 nucleotides long. RefSeq lists its product as uncharacterized. Gene Ontology annotation, cellular component: endoplasmic reticulum. Gene Ontology annotation, biological process: sterol biosynthetic process. Lineage: Eukaryota; Metazoa; Chordata; Actinopteri; Pleuronectiformes; Paralichthyidae. The record is from RefSeq and is a predicted model, not a curated record. Gene Ontology annotation, molecular function: sterol 24-C-methyltransferase activity.
UUUCCGUACUUCUCCUCUGAGCUCCAGCAAAACAAACACAUCCGCGUCAGGAGCGCGUGAAGCGAAAACACGCACAAGGACCAAAUGAUGUGGCCUGAAAAAGUGGGGCAACAGCUGCGUCGCCCAACACGUUCAGUAGCAGGGUGGCUGGCCAGUAAGUUCUUUAAAGUGUACAACCAUUUCCUUGAGAAGAACGCCGUGAAGCUGUGCGGGAUCCAACCUGGCGACACUGUGCUGGAAGUGGGCCAUGGCCCGGGUCUGGGUCUAGAAGCAGCAGCAGAACUGCUAACAGAGCCCACAGGCCGUCUUAUCGGGGUGGAUUACUCUGAGUACAUGCAUAAGAUGGCAAGCGAGAGAGUGAAGGAACUUGUGGCGAGUGGGAAAGUGACACUGCAUCACUGUAAUGUAGAAGCAAUGCCUCUUGCAGACAGCACAGUGGAUAAAGUGUUUCACUGUAACUGCUAUUACUUUUGGCCUGACCUCAGGAAGGGAGCCACUGAGAUACACCGGGUAAUGAAAGCAGGAGGCCUGAUGGUUACCACGCUGAGGCUGUCCGCUGUGAGGGUGGUAGCAGGAAAGAAUAUGAUUCCCGAUAAGAACUGGCACCCGGACACUUACAUGGUGGCUCUGAGAGACUCUGGCUUCACUGAUGUCAGGAUGGAAGACAAAAUGUACAAAAACAUCACUUUUCAGGCUAUCUUCGCCACGGCCCUGAAGUGAGAUAUCUACAGAUAGAGAUUAUACAUUCCUCUUUUUGGUCUGCAUUUUUGUUUUCAUAUUCUGAAUUUUCAAAACAGUAAAACUGAUUCAUCAUAAUGAAACCGAUUUAUAAUCAGAACUGUAUCAUCUAUCUACUUUGUUAAUUACACUCAGAAAUACACUAUGCAUGCACACAUGAUAUCUUUGAAACAUAACCAUGUUGUUAAGAAUGUUUAUAUAAACCCUAUUGAAGCAAAUUUAUGCAAAGCCAAUAAUUAAAACAAUGUUAAAUGUAA